UCACAAAUUGGGAACUCUUUUUCAGAUUUCAUCAGCUGCUUGUGGCUAUGGAUUCACAUUGCUGUCCUCAAAAACCAAGGAUGUUACAAAAGUUUGGGGUAUGGGCCUCAACAAAGAUUCUCAGCUUGGAUUUCACAGGAGCCGGAAAGAUAAAACGAGGGGAUACGAGUAUGUUUUGGAGCCCUCACCGGUCCCACUGCCUCUGGACAGGCCUCAGGAGACACGGGUGCUGCAGGUCUCUUGCGGCAGAGCCCACUCGCUUGUCCUCACAGACAGUGAAGGAGUUUUCAGCAUGGGAAACAAUUCUUACGGGCAAUGUGGAAGAAAAGUGGUUGAAGAUGAAAUUUACAGUGAAAGUCACAAGGUCCAUAGGAUGCAGGACUUCGAUGGACAAGUGGUCCAGGUCACCUGUGGUCAGGACCAUAGUCUGUUCCUAACGGAUAAAGGAGAAGUCUAUUCUUGUGGAUGGGGUGCGGAUGGGCAAACAGGUCUGGGUCACUACAAUAUCACCAGUGUACCCACCAAGCUGGGUGGAGACCUUGCAGGAGUGAAGGUGGUCCAGGUUGCCACCUACGGUGAUUGUUGCCUGGCUGUGUCGGCUGAUGGAGACCUCUUUGGUUGGGGCAACUCUGAGUAUCUGCAGCUGGCCUCUGUCACGGACUCCACACAGGUGAACGUCCCGCGGUGCUUACCCUUCUCAGGAGUGGGCAAGGUGAAGCAGGCUGCAUGUGGUGGCACUGGCUGUGCUGUGUUAAAUGGAGAAGGACAUGUUUUUGUCUGGGGCUAUGGAAUUCUUGGGAAAGGACCAAACCUAGUGGAAACUGCUCUUCCAGAAAUGGUUCCACCCACUCUCUUUGGCUUAACGGAGUUCAACCCAGACGUCCAGGUUUCCCGCAUUCGAUGUGGACUCAGCCACUUUGCUGCCCUUACCAACAAAGGAGAGCUGUUUGUUUGGGGCAAAAACAUCCGAGGGUGCCUGGGAAUUGGCCGCCUAGAAGACCAGUAUUUCCCAUGGAGGGUGACAAUGCCUGGGGAGCCCGUGGAUGUGGCCUGUGGUGUGGAUCACAUGGUGACUCUGGCCAAGUCAUUUAUCUAAAUCUCCUGCUGACCCAGCCCUUAGGAGGUGCAACCUGAAGUCUGGAGACGUGGGCCCUGCUCUGGUGAGACCUGCCAGUGCAGCACAUCACGGCUGCCUUUGGGCUGGUCUGCAGGAAGAUGGGCCCCAGGCCCUGCGGCCCCAGCGUGGUGAGGAUCAUUAGAAUGUCUCGGCUCUUUCCUGGGAGCACGGGAUGGCCUCUGGAGUCACGUCUGGCCCGAGAAACUGGUCUUCACAAAUAUUUGUUCAUGAUAUGCAUUUUGUUUGAUCUUGAAAGGAGCCUGACAGAGUGCAGUGCUCAGGAGGCUUCUGCAGCCCCUGGAGCACAGCAGAGGUAGGGUGAGCGUGUGUGGGCACGGGGCAGCCCAGCCUGACUGAGGGAGCCGGCUGGCUUCGGCCUGGGGUUGUCAUUCAGGUCUCCCCUCCCAAAGCGGACCCUGAAAGCCAGCUUGCUGGUGGGACAUGCCGAAAUCCUUUGCUUAGAUUGGGGUUCUCCCUGAAAAUGGAGUGGGCGCCAGCUCGGCACCCCAUGGGCUCAUGGCUGCCAUCAGCCUCGUAGCCAUCCUCACUGCCUGGCUGGGAGAAGGGGAGAAGCCCCCGCUGGAAGGAGAUCGAGGCCAGAUUCCUGUGGCUGAGGGCUCCGAGCACAUCCGCAGAAGCUUGGCUGCAGUGCCAGUCCUGGAGAAGAGAUCCAGAAAUUGUGGAAAACAGAGUAAUGUAACUUGUCUUAUUCUUUAAAAAAAUAUUUUAAAAACCUCUUUUG
Molecule: messenger RNA, 1859 nt
Organism: Myotis davidii
Lineage: Eukaryota; Metazoa; Chordata; Mammalia; Chiroptera; Vespertilionidae
Gene: RCC1L
Product: Williams-Beuren syndrome chromosome region 16
Exons: 12
Coding region: 101-1096 (331 amino acids)
Source: RefSeq, a predicted model, not a curated record